Molecule: messenger RNA, 1603 nt
Organism: Notodromas monacha
Lineage: Eukaryota; Metazoa; Arthropoda; Ostracoda; Podocopida; Cyprididae
Source: the annotation of a GenBank genome assembly
UAUUUUCAAGGAUUCUUUGCAAAUACAAGUUCGGGAAUCAAUAUACAUCAUAAUGUGAAGAAAUCCUGCGAGUGCGUGUCUGUUGUGAUCUGAAAUCUAUACUCGGAAGUUGAUUCGCGAAGCAAGAUUUUCCCCGAAUUUCAAUCAUCUGAAAUUCAUGGCGUUCACGCUACUCAGAAUUCCUGCUAGUUUGUAUCCGUGUCAUCAACUAUAAGAGAAGACAUCACAUAUGUAGGCUGAAAAGCUUCGAUCCCGUCCAAGAAAAGGAAAUCCGUGCCUUUCCAAAAUGACGAUAUCGUAUACGAGUGACGUUGCGACCAGUUCCGGAUUCGGAUGCUUCUGGAAAGUGCUGUGGAGAUGGAAAGGAUCAAUUUACAAAUUGGUGUGGAAGGACUUGUUUGCGUUCUUGCUGUCGUAUUUUGGAAUAAGUGCUGCGUAUCGCUUUGCCUUGGACGAGCCUUCAAAAAAAUAUUUCGAGCAAGUCGUCAUCUAUGUGAGCAAGUCGUACACGAAAUUAAUCCCGUUAUCCUUCGUCCUCGGUUUCUAUGUGUCCAUUAUCAUGACACGCUGGUGGAACCAAGUCAGCGGAGUGCCAUGGCCUGACACCGUGUCUCUUUAUGUCAAUUCCUGCAUGACGAACAACAAGUCUCCAAGAGCCAGGAUGUUCAGACGAACAAUUGUGCGGUACUUGAACCUUGCAUUCGUGAUCUCCAUGUCAAAAGUGAGUCCGCGUGUCAAGAGACGGUUUCCAACCCUGGAUCACAUCAUUGAAGCAGGUCUUCUGAAUGACCACGAGAAGUCGCUGCUUGGUGGGAUCGACAAAAAAUCGCAGUAUUCGAACUGGUUCGUGCCCAUCGUCUGGUGUGCCGGGGUCGCGAAACAAGCCCAACGAGAAGGCAUGUUUAUUGGCGAACAAUCAUACUUGGCACUGCUCAGCAGGAUCACAGAUUUUCGAGGAGCAUGUGGAAAUAUUUUGAACUACGAUUGGAUCAGUGUGCCUCUCGUCUACACCCAGGUGGUGACGUUUGCAGUGUACGCUUAUUUCCUGGCUGAUCUUUUCGGCAACCAGUGGAUUGAAGCCGGAGAUAUUGACAUGUAUUUUCCUAUCUUCCCUUGUUUGCAGUUUUUAUUUUACAUGGGUUGGCUCAAAGUGGCUGAAGUUCUCAUCAACCCUUUCGGUGACGACGACGAAGACUUCGAGCUCAACUGGGUCAUUGACAGAAAUAUUCAGAUUGCGUAUUUGGUGGCCGACGAUUUGCACGAGUCGCAUCCGGAAGUGAGCAAGGACGUGCACUGGAUCGAAGGCGUCCCUCAGGACAUCCCGCACACGAUCGCGUCCGAGAUGCAAAAGGAGGAGCCGUUUAUCGAGGGCUCGACGGCGCACAUCACCGCCGAAUCCAUGCAGGAAGAUGCGGACAUUGCGCCGCCGCGGGCCAAGACGCCGCUGUUGGACGACUUGUCGCAGGCGUCGGUUUCCCACUCCCCGGCACUGUUGAAGGAAGACGAAUAUCCUGCAAUUUUCGGUCUGGAAAUGAGGCAGCAGGUGGCGAAAAUAAAACCAUACGAGCGAGAUCCCGCCAAUAAACACAGCGUGACGUCGUGA